GGGAUCGAGUGGUCGGGAAAGCUGCCUUCCAACAUGCUUCCUUUCCAAGCUCCCUUUCUCCUGGAAAGCCGCUUCUCCCCGCCACCCCGAGGCCGGAGAAAAAGGCGCGGAGGAAGGUGGGGUUCUCGGCCCGUUGCUACAACCAAAGCCGCGGGCUCUUUCCGCGCAGCCGUGGCGUCCCUGACAUCCGAGCAAAAGGCAACGUCAGUUUGUUUAACAAUCACGGAGUAUAAAAUGCUCCAAUCACCGGGGGAGGCUCGCCAGGACAAACCCCGGGCUGAGCCUUUUUGGAGGCCACCCUCCAGUGAAAGGCCGUCUCCUUCGCCGGGACCUCCGGGCUGGCGUGAAGCGAAAGCCCCGGGAGGAAGAAAAAAUAAUAUAUAUAUAUAUAUAUAUAUAAAACCGACGCCCAUUGCUUAGGUUGGGAAAGAAGCCCUUCUUCAGCCUAGACUCUCUCUCUCUCUCUUCGCCCUUUCUGUCGCCAUCUCCGGGAGGCAUGGCUGACACCUUGAGGAGAUUGAUCAACAACGAGACCUGCAGGCUUUUGCAGGAGAAGCUGGAAAGUUGGUAUAAAGACUAUUAUAUUAACUCAUGUAAUAAAAAUUUGACACUGUGCUGUGAAAUCAUGGAACUGAACGCCAUGAUUCAGGGACAGCUGUUUUCGAUUCUCAAUCAAGCUUGUCAAGAAGGUGGCCAUUAUGAAGGUAUGGAAAUAAUAAAAUCUCGUCUCCUCCCAUGGUUGGGUACUUGCUUUUCUAGUCCUUCUGGAAGCACCCUGGACACAUGUUCUUCUGUAUUACAGGAAUCCCUUGAGAAAGACCGACUGCUGAGGGAAUUAAGCAGCGUUCGGAGCUUCGAAGUUGAGCAGCUGGAAAAAGAAUUGAGCGCCACACGGUUGCAGCUGAGUUUGAUGCAACAAGAUCUGACCAAAGCUCAGCUGGCUCUGGAAGACACAAAGACCAAAUCAGCCACUACUCUUUUGGCAGCAGAAGAUGAAAUUGUUCAGCUAAAAACAGACCUAAAGGCUUCUCGGGUAAAAUCAGAUUGCACUUUGGAGAAACUAGAACAGCUGGAUGAGUACGAGAAUCGGCUUCAGACGUUGAACGAUGAAAUUGCUAUUCUUCGGGCUGAGAAGUCUCUUCUUCAAAGCAGACUUGCCCGAAGUCGAUCUUCUUCUCCAAGGCUUGCCCGAAGCAGAUCUCCUAGUCCACUUUCAGUACAAAAUUUUUCGCCCAGCCGGGGAAGACUUAACCAUGCUUUACGCCAUGCUCGUCUUGUGGAACGUUUCAACAACGCUUAUUCUCAGGAACGCCUAAACGCUCAAACCCUCUUGCGGAGCUACACAGAUGAUCUGGAAACGGUGCAGAGAAUAAUCUAUACAGCUGUUGUGGAGUCCUUCUAUGCAGCAAAGAAGGCCUUCAGACAGUUCAAAAUGCGUGUUAGAAAGACAUUGUCCCUCAGUUAUUCAGGGCCUGAACCACUUGAAGAUAUGGUGAUGGACUAUAUAAUUCGUCAGGAAGAUCUCUACGAUGUUCAGUCCAGCGUCAGUGAAGUUAUCCGUGCACUGAAUAUCAGUCCUAAGAUUUCUGUUCCAGGAGUUGAUUUCAUCAUGAUUAGUAGCUUAAUACGAGAGUUGUGCCGGAUAGCUUUUUCCAUGCAGACUCUUGAUCCUCCCCUGGAUGUUGCUUUUGGUACAGACGCAGAGCUGUUCAGCGAGUACAAAUACCGUCGCAGCUAUGACUCUGAUUUCACAGCUCCACUGGUGGCUUACCAUGUCUGGCCAGCUCUGAUGGAAGAGGAUUCAGUGGUUGUGAAGGGAGAAGCUGUAACUAAAAGAGGUGCUCUGUUGUCUUCCAGGAGCAGAAACAGGAGCCAGAGUCGCAGCCGUAGUGUUAGCCCUCUGCCUCGUGGUACAGGCUACUCUCGGCAUUUGGCAACUCGAAGCAGGAGCCCUUCUCCAUUAAGGAGCGGAAGCCCAAGAAAGUAGACUCUUCAAUAGGAUAUGAUUUUUUUUGAUUCUGUACAUCUCAACCAAUCUGCUUCUAUGGUGCCUUCUUCCGUUCCAGCAGUACCUCAAACUACACUUACAAUAAUGUGAACAACUGUUUUGAAUGCCUCUGACAAAGCUUAGUAUGUUUUUAUAACUUGGCAUUUUUUAACAAAAUGAAUGCAAUCAUGAUUUUAAAAUUGCACAUGCAUUCUAAGGUUUCUUGAUCUUUAAAGAUUGUUUACAUAGCUUGAGACGACAUCACUUCCUUUGGAAAAUUAGGAGGGAGAAAUGGGAUAGGAUGCCAACAUUCAAUAUAUUAUGAUCAGACCAUAAGGAUUUAUCUUGAGAACUGCAAUAUAUUGAGGCUGCAUUCGUAUAUUGUAUGGAUUUGUUUGCAACUGAGUUUUGAUUAAGUACUUAAGACGUGUGUAAGAUUGCAUGGUAUGGAUGUCUUUUGAAGUAUAAUCACAUGAUGGUGCUUAUUUAGAACAUUUGAAGUCCAACUGUAACAAAUGGAAUAAAAAAUGCCUAAAUGUUGUUAAGAUCAAGCCCAAUAAAAGUAUAUAGCUGUAUUUUCAUGGAAAUAUGAUUGUGGGUUUUUACAUAAUUAUAUAACUGUUGGUGAAAGACUUUUAUUUCAGCACACAAGUCCCCAAUUUCACAGUGACAAUGAAUAAUCUUUUCCAUCGUUCACGACUGUAUAAAUAAAACACCAUCUUCAUGUUUAAAACUGUGAGAAUUCUAAAUAUAAACCAGUUAGACUUUUGAAACAUAUUUUCAUUGAAAGAAUAUUUCAUAGGGUCGCCUACUGGAACAAUGUAUUUUCUCUUCUUUAAAGAAUUGACUCCCUAGCUUUCUUUAAUGCCAGAAUUAAUGGGCCCCUAAGUCUGUAUAAUCAGAAGAAACCCAAAUGUUCCAGACAUGUUUCAUUUUUUUUUGUAAAAAAACAAAGAUU
Molecule: messenger RNA, 2945 nt
Organism: Crotalus tigris (Tiger rattlesnake)
Lineage: Eukaryota; Metazoa; Chordata; Lepidosauria; Squamata; Viperidae
Gene: SPATA18
Product: spermatogenesis associated 18
Exons: 13
Coding region: 497-1987 (496 amino acids)
Biological process (GO): mitochondrial protein catabolic process; mitophagy by internal vacuole formation
Cellular component (GO): mitochondrial outer membrane
Source: RefSeq, a predicted model, not a curated record